Molecule: messenger RNA, 1344 nt
Organism: Fusarium pseudograminearum CS3096
Lineage: Eukaryota; Fungi; Ascomycota; Sordariomycetes; Hypocreales; Nectriaceae
Exons: 5
Coding region: 1-1344 (447 amino acids)
Cellular component (GO): cytoplasm
Molecular function (GO): L-ornithine transaminase activity; identical protein binding; pyridoxal phosphate binding
Source: RefSeq, a predicted model, not a curated record
AUGCCAGCUGCAAAACUUCAGAUGGAGGGCGAGGUGCUUUCAGAGCGUACCCAAGCUCUGCUCCAAAAGGAGAAGACAUACUCUGCUGGUGGCUUUGGACCCCUCCCUGGCUUCAUUGUCUCAGCCAAGGGCUCGACACUUACUGAUGUUGAUGGUAAAGAGAUAAUCGACUUUGCCAUUAGCAUGGGCACAGUCAAUCUGGGUCACUGCAACCCAACAAUUACCAAGGCAGUUGUAGACGCCAUCCAAACAUCCUUUCAAACCAACAUCGCUGUUCAGGACAGCCGAUGGCCUAUCCUUGCUGAGACACUAUGUCAGAAGCUCGGCUACGACAAGGUUGCCUCCAUGUGCUCAGGCGCUGAAGCUGCGGAUGCCGCUGUUAAGAUUGCUCGAAAAUGGGGCAUCGAGCGUAAAGGUAUUGAAGCAUCUGAACUGCUCGUUCUGGGAUGCUCAGAAAACUACCAUGGUCUUUCAUCGGGAAUCUGGCCAAUUAUGACACCUGGCUGUGGUCAACAAGAGUAUGGAAUUACGAGUACGAAUGUUAUCAACUUUAACCCUGAAACUGGGAACUCGCUUCGCUAUGGACAUGUCGAGGAUUUUGAGCAGGUCAUUGCCAAAUACCAUAAGCGGAUUGCCGCAAUCAUGAUGGAGCCGAUUCAUGGGGGCCUUCGAACCUUUCAGGAGGAAAUUGAAUUCGCAACCAGUGUUCGCAAGCUCUGUAAAGAGCAUAAUAUCCUGUUCAUCGCCGACGAAGUCCGCAUGGGAUCAGGAAAGACGGGCAAGUUCCUCUGUUCGCAGUGGCUUGACUGCGAGAAACCAGACAUUGUCGUUCUCGGAAAGUCUAUCUCAGGUGGUGCCUUUCCAGCAUCGUACAUCCUUGGCUACGACGACACAAUGACCCUUAUCAGACCCAAUCAGUCAGCCAGCACAUACGCUAUGGGACCAGCAGCAAAUGCAGCCACUCUCGCCGCCCUGAGUCUUUACAAUGACGAUAAGAUAAUAAACAGGGCAAGGGUUAUCGAAGAGAAGUGGUUGAAGCUAACAUCUACUUGGAACUAUCCUUUCAUCCAAUACUGCACCGCCCGUGGUGGCGAUAUUGUCAUUCUUCUCAACGAGGGACUUGGAGGCGUCACUGCCCGUCGUCUCGCUCGUUUGGCUUACCAACGGGGUGUCCUGGUGUACCCCCAGAAGCCCCGUGUUCGAUGCAGUAUUUCUCUUACUGUAACUGAUGAGGAGUUGGAUCGGGGUUUUGGUAUUUUGACCACGGUUAUGGAUGACAUAGGCUCUUUUGGCGAGAUACCAGGAUCUACGCAUGCUGUCGAUGAGGUUGAUGCUGGCUUUUAG